Molecule: messenger RNA, 3087 nt
Organism: Rhodotorula graminis WP1
Lineage: Eukaryota; Fungi; Basidiomycota; Microbotryomycetes; Sporidiobolales; Sporidiobolaceae
Exons: 8
Coding region: 1-3087 (1028 amino acids)
Biological process (GO): DNA-templated transcription; regulation of DNA-templated transcription
Cellular component (GO): nucleus
Molecular function (GO): DNA-binding transcription factor activity, RNA polymerase II-specific; DNA binding; zinc ion binding
Source: RefSeq, a predicted model, not a curated record
AUGGACGGCGUCUACCCGUGCCCUGCCCUGCACCAGCCGCAGCGCCUCGGCCACAAGCGCCCGGCCGCCCUCGACGACGACGGCGACGAGUUCGACCACGCCCAGCCCGACCACCACGACUACCAGGGUUCGCCGCACUAUCACGGCGUGCCCAGGGUCCGUCAACCGUCGAGCACACUCGGCGGCGGGUCCAACUACGGCGACGUCAAGGACGAGGACGGCGAGGGCAGCGCGAGCGGUGGAGGGUCGAAGCGGCCAAAGACCGGGCCGCCGCCGCUCAAGCGGGGCAGCGCGUGCAGCCUGUGCAGGAAACGCAAACUGCGGUGCGACGGCGUGAGGCCUGCGUGCGGGACCUGUGUGCGCCUCAGCCACGACUGUGUCUACGGCGAUCCGACGCAAGAGCGCAUCGCCGAGCGCCACCGAGAGCUCGAGGACCGCAUUCGCUCGCUCGAGGCCGAGCUCGACACGUACAAGCGCGGCGUCGCACCGACGACCACCCCGUCGAGCGGGACGCCCUACUCGCCCUUCCCGCCGGCCGCUCAACCCGCUCGUGCGCCCGAGUCGAACCCGUACUCGACGCUCCAGGACGCGCAGGUCCUCGACGCACCCGUCGGCGGCCCUUCGUUCGCGCAUCACGCGCAGGAGCAGCAGCACGCGCCGCCGCACGCCUUCUCGCAGGCCCCCGUCGCCGCCGAGUACUCGCAGUACCCGACUCAGCAACUGCCUGUCGAUGCGCCGUACCUGUUCCACUCGGACGCCCACCUCCCGCUCCACCAGUCGCCGCAGGGCAACGGCCAGGCCCAGCUCUCGGCCGGGUACCCGCAGCAGUCGCCGCGCACCAACGGCGCGUCGUCGUCGAGCUUCUCGCACCGCGACUCGGAGGCGUUCCCGCUCCCGCCGAGGGUCAACGAGCCGUCGUACUUGGGCCCGCCGCAGCAGCAGCCGCAGUCGGCCAUCUCGAACUCGCCGCAGCACCCGGUCCAGGCGCACCUCCAGUCGUUCCCGUUCGCCAUGAACCCGACGCCGCAGCUGUCGGACCUCAUCAACCCGCCGUCGGCGACGAGCAUGCCCCAGUACUCGCCCGGAGCGGCGCCGUCGCCGGUCCCGGGCUCGGCGGCGCGCCUCUCGGCAGGGUACGGCGACGCGGCGGUCGCGCCGGCAUGGGGCACCGAGUUGCCCGCCCUCGAGCUCAUGCUCGAGCUCGCCGAGCUCUACUUCUCGACGUUGCACGCCCACCUCCCCUUCCUCCACUGCCGCCGCUUCCUCUACACCCUCCACCACCCCGCCUCGCUCUCGUCGCCGCCGUCCCAGAGCCUCAUCUUUGCCGUCCUCGCCAUCUCGGCGGCGUACCACGACUCGCCCGCCGUGCGCGCCCAGGGCGCGACCUGGUACAGCCUCGCGCGCGCCAAGGUCGACGCCGCCAUCAACGCCGGGUCGCACUCGCACCACUCGCCCGCCGGCGCCGGCGCCGCCAACGGCGGUCGAGGCCGCACGGCGACGUUCACGGUCGAGAUGGUCCAGGCCUUGUGCCUCCUGUCGCUCGUCGAGAUGGGCGUCAGCGACCACCAGCGCGCGUUCCUGUCGAUGGGUCAAGCCGUGCGCAUCGCCGCCAUGCUCGGCCUGCACCGCAUGGACGAGGACCGCGUCGCCGACCGCACCGGCGUCAUGCGCGAGAAGCGCCUGCGUCCUCCCGCCCUGCACCCGCUCCCGACCGACCCGGUCCUGCUCGAGGAGUGCCGCCGCACCAUGUGCACGGUCUACGUCCUCGACCGGUUCGAGAGCGCCACCGUCGGCUGGCCGGCCGCCAUCGCCGAGGGCGACGUGCGCGUCCUCUUGCCGUGCGCCGACGAGCUGUUCGACCAGGGCACGUGCGACGCCGACGGGCGCGACAACCCGCUGUGGUGGCCCGCCGACGAGAUGGGCACGAGCCGCGCCGCAGGGUGGCAGGGCAUCAUGGUCGAGGCCGAGGCGGCCAAAGCUGCGGCUGCGGCCUCGGCGAGAGCGAGUGACGGCGACGGCGGCGGGGCGGGAGGAGCAGGAGGAGGAGCAGGCGGUCCGGGCGAGCCCGAGUCGAUCGGCGGCGGCGCAGCAGGGUCCGAGCGCGUUCCCGUCGUCGGCACGUUCGCGUGGCUGUGCCGCGUCGUGUGGCUCGGCGGGCGCAUCCAGAGCGAGACGUACCGCGCGUCGGGCCCUCCCGCCGGCGGUCCGUGGAACAAGCACGUCGACCUCGACCCGCUCGACUCGCCGAGCGACUCGCUCGAGAUGGACAACGUCCUCGAGUACGUCCGCAACGAGUUUGUCGCCAAGGCGGCGCGCAAGGCGCAGCAGGGCAAGGGCGUCGACGGGCCGAUGCUCAUGAUCCUCCUCUUCCUCAACUGCAUGUUGACCAACUUGUUCCACCUGCGCGCGGCGUCGGGCCUGUCGCGCUUCCCGUGGGACCCGCACGGCACCAUCUACGUCGGCUCGAGCGAGUACGCCAUGAAGCGGUGCUGGGACGCCAUCCACUCGAUGCACGAGAUCCUGUCGCAGCUCGCGGCGUACGAGAACGCCCACACGAGCCUGCACCGCAGCAGAGCGUCGACCUACACGGCGUUUGUGCCCUACGUCCUCUACGCCAUCGCCUUCCCCGCCAAGUUCGUCAUCGGCGACUGGACCCUCAUCGUCGCUUCCCGUGACCGCUCCGAGUCCGUCAUGGCCCACCUCGCUCGACACGACCUGCCCUCGGGCGACGACGCCUUCCCGCCCUCGUACCUCGACGAGCGCGUCGCCUUUGUCAACAUCGCCUGCGACGCCAUGGACCGGGUCGGCACCGUCUGGCCCGUCGGCAAAAAGUUCGCCGCCAUGAUUCGGGGCGACUGCUCGCGCCUCGUGCAGCGCUCGUACGCUCGUGCCGCAGCGCAGCAGCAGCAGCAGCAGCAGCAGCAGCAGCAGCAGCAGGGUCCGCCUACCGUCUCGCCGGCGCAAGGUCCUCGCUCGAGCAACGCGAGCCUGUACCACGGGUCGAGCGCGACGACCAGCGGCGUCAAUGGGUCGCCGACGGUGCCGCAGCAGCAGCAGGGUCUUUACGCGGCGCCGGCGUCGGCGUAG